This is a messenger RNA of Ustilago hordei, 1668 nucleotides long. RefSeq names its product putative ERG5 - C-22 sterol desaturase. The transcript has 3 exons. Gene Ontology annotation, biological process: sterol metabolic process. Gene Ontology annotation, molecular function: iron ion binding; monooxygenase activity; heme binding. Bases 1 to 1668 code for a protein of 555 amino acids. NCBI's taxonomy places the organism in Eukaryota, Fungi, Basidiomycota, Ustilaginomycetes, Ustilaginales, Ustilaginaceae. The record is from RefSeq and is a predicted model, not a curated record.
AUGGCUUCUCUUCUUAACCCUGGCCAGCACGGCCUUAACUUUUCGCGAUCAUCCACCGCCGCGCCAUUGACCAAGUCCGAUUCGGCCCUUGGAAAGGUCUUUUCGAUCAUCGACUUGGCCCGCCUUCCAUUGCUUCAGGAGGCUGACCGCACCACCGUGGUCUUUGCCAUCCUUGCCGUCGUUGCCACUCUUCUCCUGGCCGAGCAGUACAGCUAUCAGAAGAAGAAGGCUCACCUUCCUGGUCCUAAGUGGUGCAUCCCCAUCAUCGGCAAGUUUGCCGACUCGCUCAACCCAUCGCUCGAGAAGUAUCAGGAGGGCUGGAACUCUGGCCCAUUGAGUGUUGCUAGUGUCUUCAACAUCUUCAUUGUUAUCGGCUCAUCGAACGAAUACGCACGCAAGAUUCUCAACAGCCCAACGUACGCUGAGCCAUGUCUCGUUGCUUCGGCCAAGAAGGUGCUCUGCCCUGACAACUGGGUCUUCUUGAACGGCAAGACUCACGUCGACUACCGCAAGGGUCUCAACACCCUCUUCACCCGUAAGGCUCUUGGUAUCUACCUCGGCAUCCAGGAAAACAUCUACAAGCGCUACUUCGAGGAGUGGCUCAAUGACACCAACCCCAACCCUCAGCCAUACAUGAUGAAGUUCCGUGAUCUCAACAUGGAGACUUCGCUUCGCGUCUUCUGCGGCAACUACAUCCCAGACGAGGGUGCUAAGGAGAUCUCGGACAACUACUGGCUCAUCACUGUGGCGCUCGAGCUUGUCAACUUCCCCUUCGCUUUCCCCGGUACCAAGGUCUACAACGCAAUCAAGGCACGAAAGACGGCCAUGAAGUGGUUCGAACUUACGGCCCGCGAGAGCAAGAAGCGCAUGGCAGAGGGCCAGGAGGUUACCUGCUUGACUGAUGCUUGGAUCAAGGCUAUGAUUGACGCUCGUUUGCAGAAGGAGAACGCCGACCUCGAAGCCGAAACUCGACGUGUCUUGGUUCGUCACUUCUCCGACCGCGAGAUUGGCAUGGUGUUGCUCUCGUUCCUUUUCGCCUCGCAGGAUGCUAUGUCUUCUGGUCUCACCUACCUCCUCCAGCACGUUGCCGACCGACCUGACAUCCUUGCCAAGGUUCGCGAAGAGCAGUACCGUAUCCGUGGUGACGACGUCAACACCCCUCUUACCUACGAAGCUAUCGAGCAGAUGGAGUACACCAAGGCCGUUGUCAAGGAAUCGCUCCGUAUCAAGCCUCCUGUCAUCAUGGUGCCUUACCUCAACCACAAGGACUUCCCCAUAGACAAGAACUACACCGUUCCCAAGGGCAGCAUGGUCAUUCCAAGCUUCUGGAACUCGCUUCACGAUGAAAACGUCUAUCCCAAGCCAGACGAGUUCAAGCCUGAGCGAUGGCUCGAGGAAAGCGACCCAGCACAAAAGAACCCCAAGAACUACCUUGUCUUUGGUAGCGGUCCUCACAACUGCAUUGGCCAGCAGUACGCCAACAUGCAUCUUACCGCUGUGUUGGGUACCGCGAGUGUAUUGAUGAACUGGGAGCACGAGGUGACACCACUCAGCGAGAAGGUUGAGGUGAUUGCAACCAUCUUCCCUAAGGAUGGUGCCAGGAUGAAGUUUUCGCGCCGUACGGCUCCUGCUCCUGGUACUGCUCCAGAGGUUGCAGCUCGCGCAUGA